This is a messenger RNA of Erythranthe guttata (spotted monkey flower), 1084 nucleotides long. The record is from RefSeq and is a predicted model, not a curated record. Lineage: Eukaryota; Viridiplantae; Streptophyta; Magnoliopsida; Lamiales; Phrymaceae.
UCAGCAUUAUAUUUACACACUUAUGUAAACACAACAUUCAAUUCACAGUUACAUAUAUCAUUACUUUUUUUUUGUAUUCCGGUAGAAAUUGUUUUUUUUUUUCCAUACACAAAUCAAGAUUCCGGCGAAAAUCGGUCGGAACUCGGACGAGUCAAGAGUUUUGGUUAUAAACUCGGCUUUUGUGAACAGUUAAUGGCCAAGGGUCGAAAAUUAACCACCAGUCGCAGUGAACUCUUUCUAGGAAAUUCCGGCUACAAUUACCAGGUCCAAGGAGCGGGGGACACUGCGGCGGAGUUGGGAGAAGAAGACGUCUGGUCGGCGGCGGCCGACGACACGGUCGACGGCGAUGAUCACUCGGAGUAUGGAGGGUUCAGCUCACGUGCCUCCACCCAGAGUAACGGAAGCUUCAGCAGCAGCUACAGAAGCCACCGCCAAGCUUCACGCGCCGACGGCCACCAGGUGGGCGGCCUGUCGUUUGCCUUCGACAACUUCGGCAACACAACCUCACCGCAGACGAUCCUGCACCAAUACCACCCGCAGGGCAGCGCGGCGGCGCAAUCUCCACGUGGGCGCCACGUGGCCAACUCUGCCCCAGUGAAUGUCCCAGAUUGGUCGAAGAUUUAUCGGGUCAACUCGGUUGAGUCGUUGCAUGACUCAGAUGACUACUGCUUCAACGAGCCGGAUCUCGUCCCGCCACACGAAUACCUGGCGGCGCGUGAGUACGCAAGCAGCCACAAAAUGGCGGCCUACUCCGUUUUCGAGGGCGUGGGCCGGACGCUCAAGGGUCGGGACGCGAGCCGGGUCAGGGAUGCAGUGUGGAGCCAGACCGGGUUCGAUGGAUGAACGACUAUCAAAUUUAUGACGUUUGCUCAUUUGGUGCGAAUAAAUAAAUAAUUAAAAAUUAAUUAAUAUAAGCAUUCGGUAUUUCAAUGUUGUCAUUAGUCAGUUAUGAAUUUUUAUUUUUAUUUUGGUCAUUGGGCAAUGAGUCAGACCAAGUGAGUGAACUUGGAAUAGAUUGAGCCCAAACUCGCAAUUUUUCUAUUAUUAUUUAUUAUUAUAUCGUGCCAAAAAAAGGAUAAAGCGU